CCAAUCCCCUGAGCCUAAUUCACAACCGCCAAGUUCCUAAACCGAAGCCACAUCCGUUAAAGCGGGGUAUUUGAUCAACAGAAGUGUUCUUCCCACCAACGAAAUCUUGAGGGGAGGAGUCUAACGAUCUCAAUGAAGAAAAUCUCGCCGUAUGAGGUUGAGAGUCAACAUGUGGAAAUUCAUUCGAGACUCGUUUCUGCUAUUUGCUUUCACAGCUGGCACGUCAAGAGCAGUCAAUAAUGGACUGGCGAGAACACCACCACUUGGUUGGAAUAACUGGAACAGUCUAGGCUGUGAUGUUUCUGAGGAUCUAUUACUCGAAACAGCGUCUCAGCUGGUCAGUCUGGGACUCAUGGACGUCGGCUACAAAUACACCGUCCUCGACGACUGCUGGUCCGACGGGCGCGACUCCAACGGCCGGCUCAAAGUCGACCUCUCCCGCUUCCCCAACGGCAUGUCCUCCGUCUCAUCAAGAAUCCACUCCCACGGCCUCCUCUUCGGUAUGUACUCCAGCGCCGGACACAUGACCUGCGCGCGAGGCGAAGGCUCCCUUGACCACGAAACCGAAGACGCCCAAUCCUUCGCCGACUUUUCAAUAGACUACCUGAAAAACGACAACUGCUACUCCCAAGGCCGAGCCGGCUCUGCGCAGGCCUCGUUCACGAGGUACGACGCUAUGGCGAAGGCGCUAAAUAGGACUGGUAGACCCAUUGUGUAUAGUCUUUGUAAUUGGGGAGAGGAUUUCGUUAUGAGUUGGGGUGUGUCGAUUGCCAACUCGUGGCGGAUUAGUGGUGAUAUUUAUGACUCCUUUUCUCGGCCCGACGAUCGCUGUUCUUGUACUGAGAACGACCCUUCCAGUCCAUGGUGUGUCUCGCCUGGUGCGCACUGCUCCGUCUUAACCAUCCUGAAAAAAAUUGCACCGUACGCAGACCGUGGUCAGCCUGGAGGCUGGCAGGAUUUGGAUGCGCUGGAGGUUGGACUGGGAGGUAUGACUGAUGAGGAGUAUAAAGCGCACUUCUCGUUGUGGGCAGCUCUCAAAUCGCCAUUGCUCAUUGGUGCUGAUCUACGGAUCUUAUCUCCUGAAGCGCUGACGAUCCUCAAUAAUCCCGCGAUUCUGGCGAUCAGUCAGGAUCCCCUUGGUGUACCAGCUACUCGAGUUGAGCGCAACGUCAAUGUACCGAAAGACCGUUAUGGGAUCGGAGAGACGCAUGUUUGGUCCGGGCCACUGGCGGGUGGUGACCAAGUUCUCAUCUUUCUCAAUGCAGCGGAUGAAGACCUGGAAAUGGUCGCUUACCUCGAAGACGUCUUUGUAGGUCAAGGACCUUCAUGCUCAGCGCCGCAAUGUAACCAGGACUGGGUCGUUCAUGACUUGUGGGGGUCGCGGAUGGACAAUAGUGUGGCGAGUGAGUUGCUGGAGAAAUCUAAGUCUGGUGAAGACGCUGCUCGGAUUCUUCAGAAUGCAGAUCACUAUAAUGCUAGCUCACUGUCAUACAAGGAGGGCUUAGAGCAGCAAGAUAAACGCUUAUUGGGAACCAAAGUCGAUGAGAUUCCUGCACGGGGUUCUCUGAAGGUCAAGGUAAAGCGGCAUUCUGCGAAGGUUUACCGCUUGAGACCAAAAUCAGGUAUAUCUGGGAAGCGAUACAGUCACUUUAAGGACGAACUGUAAAUAAUGAGAUCGAGUCUGUACGAACCGGAAAGUGUACAGUCUUUGAGCUUGAAACAUAGAGCUGAUUAUUCGGAAACUUGGGUCAGGAUCUCCAGGUCAACAUUCAUGAGUCGAUAGAAAUGAAAAACAUGUAUACGAAG
Messenger RNA from Cadophora gregata, 1806 nucleotides. RefSeq lists its product as uncharacterized. The coding region runs from base 152 to 1666 and encodes 504 amino acids. The transcript is spliced from 4 exons. The record is from RefSeq and is a predicted model, not a curated record. Gene Ontology annotation, molecular function: alpha-galactosidase activity. Lineage: Eukaryota; Fungi; Ascomycota; Leotiomycetes; Helotiales; Ploettnerulaceae. Gene Ontology annotation, biological process: carbohydrate metabolic process.